Molecule: messenger RNA, 1853 nt
Organism: Dioscorea cayenensis subsp. rotundata (Guinea yam)
Lineage: Eukaryota; Viridiplantae; Streptophyta; Magnoliopsida; Dioscoreales; Dioscoreaceae
Exons: 2
Coding region: 854-1834 (326 amino acids)
Biological process (GO): sesquiterpene biosynthetic process
Molecular function (GO): cyclase activity
Source: RefSeq, a predicted model, not a curated record
UAUUAUUAAAAAAACCAACAAGAAAAAAAUACUUCAUUCACAUUUUGUUGUUCUUGUUUUCUACAUGUUUUGAUACAAAGAAAACAAAGUUUUUGUUCUUUGUGGUUUUGAAUCAUUUCAUGCUUGGCUAUAAACUCUGUUCUUUUGAUCAGUGCUUCAAUGGUUGUGCAAACCCUUGAGAGGAAUUCAAGUUUGUAAAUGGAAUUAAAUGGUUAUGGAUCAUUCAAAAAUGAAAUUCAAGAAGAAAUGGAAAUAGAUUCAAUAACAAGUACUGUUAUUGGAAAGAAGCUUGGAGAUUUCAUUCCAAUUUACAUUCCAGCAGUUGAGAAAAGAGUUCUCAAUCAAAACCCCCAUGAAAGAAGGUUUCUUGAUUUUCUAAAAGCUCGUCCAUCAAGAGACUGGUUUCUCAAAUCCAACUUUUUUCGAAAAAAUGCAAGCAUAGAAGAUGCUCAAACUCAAACUUCAACUGACCGACGACGACGUUUCCGUGUGCCAUUUGUCCGAAGAAUCAACUGGAAGGCAUUGAUAAACAGCUUCAAAAACUGGAUAAAAAAUCCUGCUCAUAUAGCAUUCUUGAUUUGGUUAGCCUUCGUCGUCGGAGGCCUAAUCCUCCUCGCUCUCGUCAUGCUUGGAUUACUAAACGAAGAGAUACCGAGUAGUUCUAGACGAAAGAAAUGGAUAGAAAUCAUAAACCAAAUACUCAAUGCUCUGUUUAUGAUGUUAUGUUUGUAUCAACAUCCAAAUAUUGCUCAUCAUUUUGUGCUUGCUGUGAGAUGGAAAUUUAGAAGAUAGAGUGGAACUUCGAAAAGUUUAUUGCAAAGAUGGUGCAUUAAGGUCUCAUGAGAGAGCACACAUGCUGUUUGUCAUAAUGCUCUUGCACAUCACCUGUGUGUCUCAAUAUGUUCUAUGUGGUCUCUACUGGGGGAUCUCAAUGAAAGUAAGGCCAGAUUGGGCAGUGAAUGUAUGCAUUGGUGUAGGCAUAGCGGCGCCGAUCAUUGCCGGAGUGUACUCUAUCAAGAGCCCUUUAGGCAAGCGAUACGAGACCGAAAGCGAUGAGGAAUCACGACGACAAGUAGCACUGACUAAUGCCAUACCAAAUGAAGAUCAAUUGAACAAAUACAAUGGAAGAGUAGUAGUAACAAGUCCAGAAUGGAUUGGAGGACUGUUUGAUUGCUGUGACGACAGGCCAGUAGCAUGUCUAUCUUUAUUCUGUGUAUGCUGUGUCUUCGGAUGGAACAUGGAAAGACUUGGAUUCGGCAACAUGUAUGUUCAUAUAUUCACAUUCAUUCUGCUCUGCAUUGGACCAUUCUUGGUGUUCAGCGCAUCGGCAUUAAAUAUCAAUGACGAUACGAUACGGUAUGUCGUUGGGAUCUUCGGCAUUAUGCUAUGUUUCUUUGGUAUGUUGUAUGGGGGAUUCUGGAGGAUUCAAAUGAGGAAAAGAUUCAAACUUCCUGGGAAAUUUUUCUGCUUUGGAUAUCCAUCAGUGACUGAUUGCUUUCAAUGGUUUUUCUGUUGGUCAUGUUCUUUGGCUCAAGAAGUGAGAACAGGAAAUUUCUAUGACAUUGAAGAUAGUAGUUUUUAUAGAAGUGUUGCAAAAGAUGAAGAUGAAAGACAAAUAAUGGUUCCAUUGAAUAGAGAAGGAGGAUCAACACCAGUGUUUGUGAUUAAUGCUAUGUUUGAUUAUUCAACUAGAAGUAAAUCUUUUCCUCCAAGUAGAAGUUCAGAAAUGGUUGUCCAAAAAAAGGUUCCUGUUUUAUUGGAGAGAGUUUCAACUUUUGGACCUAUUCAUUCAAUGAGACCACCUCUUCCUCCUUUGAUUCAGCUUGAGGACUAGCAUCAGUAUUGAAUUUUUG